Messenger RNA from Mesorhabditis spiculigera, 213 nucleotides. Lineage: Eukaryota; Metazoa; Nematoda; Chromadorea; Rhabditida; Rhabditidae. The record is from the annotation of a GenBank genome assembly.
AUGGUUGCAUCAGUGGAAGGAAGUCGUCAAUUUGCUGAGAUCAGUGGCCCGGCUACGGUCCAGAUGUUUCCUGCCGAGCCUUUCCGCGCCGUAACAUGUAUUCCGCGAUGUGGGUCGGCCAGGCAACGCUUCAACUUGUGCGAUUUCUCCAAGUUCAUGCCUUCGAACAAAGGGCAUAGGAUUAUGCUGGCCAAAUCCAUGGAGCAAUGGCAC